Messenger RNA from Fimicolochytrium jonesii, 2351 nucleotides. RefSeq lists its product as uncharacterized. NCBI's taxonomy places the organism in Eukaryota, Fungi, Chytridiomycota, Chytridiomycetes, Spizellomycetales, Powellomycetaceae. Gene Ontology annotation, cellular component: U12-type spliceosomal complex; precatalytic spliceosome; catalytic step 2 spliceosome. Bases 253 to 2136 code for a protein of 627 amino acids. Gene Ontology annotation, biological process: mRNA splicing, via spliceosome. The transcript is spliced from 6 exons. The record is from RefSeq and is a predicted model, not a curated record.
UUGUGAUCAUCACCCUCUCUAAAUCUGCAUCGUCGGCUCAAGGGAAGCCAAAGUCAAAGCGCUGUCUCGCAUACUGUUGCGCUUGUGUCGUCGCAGGCGAUCUUGAUGCCUAUCUGCGAACCAUAUAAGAGAGACGUCUAUCGCCUUGUUUAGUUUCCUCGAAGAACGGUUUUCCCAGUGAACGUGGUGGGCACCACUUUCUGGCAGAGCUCCUUAACAAGCGUCUUUUCGUACAAAUCCAUAUAUCCCAUAAUGGCGCUUGUAGCAGGGGCAAACUACAAAGCCCUCAGCGACGAUGAGUUACGCUCUCACAUCGAAAAGCUAAACCUUGAUCCGGUCGGUCCGCGAUCAACCUUACUGGACCGGAUAGCGAGGCAUCUGGCCAGCCAAUCCAACGGAAUUACGGCAACCGGCGCUCAAGUCAAUGGAAAGGCAUCGAACGGAAGCAAUAAGGGAGGGGAGAACAAAAAGCAAAGACGGAAAAAGAAGAAAAACGCUGGACCAGUAGCGAACGGAGAGGCGACCCCUAGUGAAUCUGGAACGGAUGCAAAACCUGACGAGGUUGUACCUAACGUGGAGAUCGAAUACGUGGCGGCCCCUCUUCCCCAAACGGAAGACCCGGCCUACGAAGAAUAUACGCGGGUGUUUGAGAAAUUUGUGGCUCCAGUGGUGCAGGAGGGAGAGGAGAAGAAGCCAGAAGCGGAAACCGAAGAUAAUGAAGAGGAGGAUGAAAGCAACGCGAAAGAUGGGAAUGCUAGUGAUAGCUCCGAUGACGAUGAGGAUGGGAAAGGAGGCGAUAAGUUAUCAAGGAAGAAGAUGCGAAAGCUGAAUCGCCUUACAGUUGCGGAAUUGAAGCAACUAGUGCGGAAACCAGAAGUAGUCGAUUGGGUCGACGUUUCCGCAGCAGAUCCGAAGCUCCUGGUGCACCUCAAAUCCUACCGGAAUAGCGUCCCUGUGCCCGUACAUUGGCAACAAAAGCGGAAAUACCUGCAAGGGAAGCGUGGUAUCGAGAAGGCACCGUUUGAGCUUCCAGACUUCAUCAAAGCGACUGGCAUCAUGGAGAUGCGAUCAGCAGUGAAGGAUAAGGAGGAUGCUUCAAAACUAAAGUCGAAGACCCGAGAACGACAUCAACCGAAAAUGGGGAAGCUGGAUAUCGACUAUCAGAAGUUGCACGAUGCAUUCUUCCGAUGGCAAACAAAGCCAAAGUUUACCAUACAUGGUGAUGUGUACUACGAAGGCAAAGAAUUCGAGACGAAACUCAAAGCGAAGAAACCGGGUCAACUCUCCGAAGAGCUCAAAGCGGCUCUGAACAUGCCUCCAUUAGCCCCUCCACCAUGGCUCAUCAACAUGCAGCGUUACGGACCUCCACCGAGCUAUCCGCAACUCAAAGUCGCGGGGUUGAACGCGCCAAUUCCAGAAGGAGCGCAAUGGGGAUACCAUCCAGGAGGGUGGGGAAAGCCACCUGUGGAUGAGUAUGGGCGUCCACUAUAUGGGGAUGUGUUCGGUACAAUGGCUCAAGAGGUCCCGACCGAGCACGUCGCGCCGAUUGAGCGAUCGCGUUGGGGAGAAUUGGAAGAGGAGGAAGAGGAGGAAUACGCUGAAGAGACCGACGAGGGAGAGCAAGAAGACGAGGAGGAAGAGGAUGACACUGCCACCGAGAGCGGACUCGUCACUCCCAGUGGCAUCAGCAGUGUACCAAGCGGAUUGGAGACGCCUGACUAUAUUGAACUCAGGAAGGAUGGCAGAAGUAACGAGCCCAAGCAGCUGUACACAGUCGUGCCAGAACGACAAACAGCCAUCAAGGGCUUCAUGGGAAGCCAGCACGGCUACGACCUUUCCGCCGCGGGCCCAAGCAACUCCCCACCGCCACCUCCUCCCACCGAAGGCCGUGGCCAAAAACGCAAAGCCGGCCCAGGCGCCGCCGGCAUCGACCUGGCGCUCAACCCCGAAGACCUCGAAUCCGGCCUGGACGAAUCGACGCUACGCAAGAAAUACGAGCAGCAGCUGGACGUGUCCAAGGCCAACCAAGAAGAUUUCUCCGAUAUGGUUGCUGAUCAUGCGUCGAGGCAGGCGAAGAGGGCGAAGAAGGAUGAUAAGGCGAAGGGGAAGGAUAAGAGCAAGAAUUUCAAGUUCUGAGCCUCUUCCCUGCCAGCGGAGGCGUAGUCGUGGUUUGGAGGUGGGAAGGUGGGAGGGAUCAUUGGUUGGAUGAUGCCGGUGAUUCCGUGUAUAUAGAUAGCGAGUGAGCACCAUAUUCAGAUACAUACACAUUAUCCGAAGGCCUCUGCUAUGCGUUCGUCCGAAUGAACAAGACGCUUCACAUGGAUUGCCUACACUGAUGCUUGUAGUAUGAG